CCUCCUCCUCCUCCUCCUCGCCGCGGUGUCUGUGUUUCUCCCCCUCUCCUCUCCUCUCUCUCCCUCCCCGGUCGGAGGCGGCGGUAAUGGCGGAUGGUGGGUUGUGGCGCCGGCGGCGGCUGUGAGGGACGAUGAGUUCCUGCUUCGUGCCGAACGGGGCCAGCCUGGAGGAUUGUCACUGUAACCUCUUCUGCCUGGCUGACUUAACAGGAAUUAAAUGGAAACGAUAUGUCUGGCAAGGUCCAACUUCUGCCCCAAUUCUGUUUCCGGUGACAGAGGAAGACCCUAUUUUAAGUAGCUUUAGUCGCUGUCUUAAGGCAGAUGUACUGGGUGUGUGGCGGAGAGAUCAAAGACCUGGACGAAGAGAGCUAUGGAUAUUUUGGUGGGGUGAGGACCCCAAUUUUGCUGACCUUAUUCAUCACGAUUUAACAGAAGAGGAAGAUGGAGUAUGGGAGAAUGGCCUAUCCUAUGAGUGCCGUACUCUGCUCUUCAAAGCAGUUCACAAUCUACUGGAGCGGUGUCUAAUGAAUCGGAAUUUUGUGCGCAUUGGCAAGUGGUUUGUGAAGCCUUAUGAAAAGGAUGAAAAACCUAUAAAUAAAAGUGAACACCUGUCUUGCUCUUUCACCUUUUUUUUGCAUGGAGACAGCAAUGUUUGUACCAGUGUGGAAAUCAAUCAACAUCAACCAGUAUAUCUUCUUAGUGAAGAACACAUCACACUUGCUCAGCAGUCAAACAGCCCGUUUCAAGUUAUCCUAAGUCCAUUUGGAUUAAAUGGCACUCUCACAGGACAGGCAUUCAAGAUGUCUGAUUCUUCCACUAAGAAAUUAAUUGGUGAAUGGAAACAGUUCUAUCCUAUUUCAUCCUGCUUGAAGGAGGUAUCUGAAGAAAAACAGGAAGAUAUGGAUUGGGAGGAUGAUUCUCUAGCUGCCGUGGAAGUCCUUGUUGCGGGUGUGCGGAUGAUCUACCCAGCAUGCUUUGUUUUAGUUCCCCAGUCAGAUAUUCCUACUCCCAGCUCUGUCGGAGCACCUCACUGUUCAACUACUUGCUUGGGUGUCCACCAAGUGCCUGCUUCCUCAAGAGAUCCUGCCAUGUCUUCAGUAACUCUGACUCCACCUACAUCCCCUGAAGAAGUCCAGUCAGUUGAUGCUCAAUCUGCCCAGAAAUGGGCGAAAUUUUCAUCUGCUUCUGAUGCAUUCAGCUCAGAUAGUACUAGCCACCAUGGUGGAAAAAUUCCCAGAAAACUUGCCAACCAAGUGGUGGAUAGGGUUUGGCAAGAAUGCAAUAUGAAUAGAGCACAGAACAAGAGGAAGUAUUCUGCAUCAUCAAGUGGUUUAUGUGAAGAAGAGACAGCUGACAAAGUAGCAUCCUGGGAUUUUGUUGAAGCCACACAGAGGACAAAUUGCAACUGUUCAAGGCACAAAAAUCUCAAACCAAGAAAUUCUGGACAACAGGGGCAGGUACCUCCCGUAGGCCAGCAACAGCCAGUAGCUGCCAAGCACAAGACCAAUGAGAAGCAAGAAAAGGGUGACAAGCCUCAGAAACGCCCUCUAACUCCUUUUCAUCACCGUGCAUCUAUUAGUGAUGAUGUUGCCAUGGAAACAGAUUCAUCCAGUCAGAGGCUGGUGAUCCCAGCUCCGGACAGUCAAGUGAGAUUUUCAAACAUCCGAACUAAUGAUGUAGCAAAAACUCCUCAGAUGCAUGGCACUGAAAUGGCAAAUUCGCCUCAGCCACCGCCACUUAGCCCUCAUCCAUGUGAUGUGGCUGAUGAAGGCGUGACUAAAACACCUUCAACUCCUCAAAGUCAGCAUUUCUAUCAGAUGCCAACACCAGAUCCCUUGGUUCCUUCAAAGCCAGUAGAAGACAGGAUAGACAGUUUAUCUCAGCCUUUCCCAGCCCAGUUUCCAGAGGUAAUAGAGCCAACAGUUUACGUUGGUACAGCGGUAAACUUGGAAGAAGAGGAAGCCGAUUCAACCUGGAAGUAUUAUAAAGUUCCAAAGAAAAAGGAUGUGGAGUUUCUACCACCGCAGCUUCCGAGUGAUAAAUUCAGAGAUGAUCCAGUUGGACCUGCCGGACAGGAAAGUGUAACAUCAGUUACGGAGUUAAUGGUGCAAUGUAAGAAGCCUCUAAAGGUUUCUGAUGAACUAGUGCAGCAGUAUCAGAGUAAAAACCAGUAUCUCUCAGCAGUAGUAUCUGAUGCUGAACAAGAACCUGAAAUUGAUCCAUACGCAUUUGUGGAUGGAGAUGUGGAAUUCCUUUUUCCUGAUAAUAAAAAAGAGAGACAGAACACCGAGCGAGAAGUGGGCAAAAAACACAAAGCAGAAGAUGGUUCAUCUAGUGUAACAGUAUUAUCACAUGAAGAAGAUGCUAUGUCAUUAUUUAGUCCCUCUAUCAAGCAAGAUGCCCAGCGACCUUCAGGCCAUGCCCGCCCUCCCUCAACCAGCUUGAUCUAUGACUCUGACUUGGCUGUUUCUUAUACUGACCUCGACAAUCUCUUCAAUUCCGAUGAAGAUGAACUUACCCCUGGAUCUAAAAAAAUCCUGAGUGGGACAGAUGACAAAUCCAAUUGCAAAGAGUCAAAGACUGGAAAUCUGGAUCCACUAUCUUGCAUAAGCACUGCAGAUCUUCAUAAAAUGUAUCCCACACCACCGUCACUGGAACCACAUAUUAUGGGAUUUUCCCCAAUGAAUAUGAACAAUAAGGAAUAUGGGAGUAUGGACACUACACCUGGAGGAACUAUACUAGAAGGGAAUAGUUCCAGUAUAGGCACUCAGUUCAAAAUUGAGGUUGAUGAAGGAUUCUGUAGUCCCAAACCUUCCGAAAUCAAGGAUUUUUCUUAUAUCUACAAACUUGAAAAUUGUCAAGCUUUAGUUGGAUGUUCCAUGUUUGCACCUCUAAAGACCCUCCCCAGCCAGUGCCUGCCUCCUAUCAAAUUGCCAGAAGAGUGUAUUUAUCGCCAGAGUUGGACGGUUGGAAAACUAGAGUUGCUUCCUCCAGGACCUGCCAUGCCAUUUAUCAAAGAGGGCGAUGGAAGCGCCAUGGAUCAGGAGUAUGGUGCUGCCUAUACCCCUCAAACGCAUACGCCUUUUGGGAUGCCCCCCAGCAGUGCACCGCCCAGCAACAGCGGAGCCGGAAUCCUCCCUUCUCCAUCCACCCCUCGUUUCCCAACUCCUCGAACCCCAAGGACGCCUCGAACCCCUCGUGGGGCCGGAGGGCCCGCCAGCGCUCAAGGUUCGGUCAAAUACGACAAUUCGGACUUGUACUCACCGGCUUCCACGCCGUCCACGUGCCGACCGCUAAAUUCUGUCGAACCCGCAACUGUACCUUCCAUCCCCGAAGCUCAUAGCCUUUAUGUGAACCUCAUCCUUUCUGAGUCAGUGAUGAAUCUGUACAAGGACUGUAACUUUGACAGUUGCUGUAUCUGUGUCUGCAACAUGAACAUCAAAGGUGCCGACGUUGGAGUCUACAUUCCAGAUCCCACCCAGGAGGCCCAAUAUAGGUGUACCUGUGGCUUCAGCGCUGUCAUGAAUAGAAAGUUCGGAAACAACUCCGGCUUGUUUCUUGAAGAUGAACUGGACAUCGUAGGACGCAACACAGAGUGUGGCAAAGAAGCAGAGAAGCGCUUCGACGCUCUUAGGGCCACCUCUGCUGAACAUGUCAGCGGAGGAUUAAAGGAACCCGAAAAGUUGCCCGAUGAGUUAAUACUGCUGUUGCAAGAUCAGUGCACUAAUUUGUUUUCGCCAUUUGGAGCAGCAGACCAAGAUCCUGCCCCCAGAAUUGGCAUAAUCAGUAACUUGGUACGUGUUGAAGAGCGGGAUUGUUGCAAUGACUGCUACCUUGCAUUGGAACAUGGGCGACAGUUCAUGGACAACAUGUCAGGAGGAAAGGUUGAUGAAGCACUUGUAAAAAGUACAUGCUUACACCCCUGGUCCAAAAGAAACGCAAUGGAUGUGAGCAUGCAGUGUUCACAGGAUAUCCUUCGCAUGCUCCUAUCUCUCCAGCCAGUCCUUCAGGAUGCUAUUCAGAAAAAACGAACAGUGAGAUCUUGGGGAGUCCAAGGUCCCCUAACUUGGCAGCAGUUUCAUAAAAUGGCUGGCCGAGGCUCCUAUGGAACUGAUGAAUCCCCAGAACCACUGCCAAUCCCCACAUUUUUGUUGGGGUAUGAUUAUGAUUUUCUGGUGCUCUCUCCAUUUGCCCUGCCAUAUUGGGAGAGGCUGAUGCUGGAACCCUAUGGAUCUCAAAGAGACAUUGCUUACGUUGUUCUGUGUCCAGAGAAUGAGGCCCUUCUGAAUGGAGCCAAAAGCUUUUUUAGAGAUCUGACUGCAAUAUAUGAGUCCUGUCGAUUAGGUCAACACAGACCCAUUUCUCGACUAUUAUCUGAUGGGAUCAUGAGAGUUGGAUCUACCGCUUCAAAGAAACUCUCAGAGAAGUUGGUCACAGAAUGGUUUUCUCAGGCAGCUGAUAGCAACACUGAAGCAUUUUCUAAACUCAAGCUGUAUGCACAAGUCUGCAGAUAUGAUCUUGGACCGUAUCUUGCUUCCCAGCCUUUGGACAGCUCUUUACUCUCCCAGCCAAAUUUAAUUCCCCCAGCAAGUCAGCCUGUGCCCACCCCACCCCCGGUGGCAAGUAAUUCUGGGAAUUCCAACACUCCAUCAUCCACCCCAGCAACUACAACCAGCAACACCAUGACAGUGGCGUCAAGCAAUGCCAUAUCCUCUGCAGCUGCUCCAACCAGUUCCACCAUGACCACCACCACCACUUCAUCCUCAUCCACCAAUCUGAGUGGUGGGAUCCCCAGUAAACCACCUUCGUUUCCACCCUUCGGCAAUAUAACCAGUAAUACUGCCGGUUCUAUGUCCGCCCAAGCUCCCACGGUUCAGAAUGGCCAGCUGGGUCAGCAGCCACCAACUCUACAAACGACUGGGAUAUCCGGAGAGUCCUCAGCUGUUCCUGCUCAGCCACAUUCCGAAGUGUCAGAAAGCACUAUGGAUCGGGAUAAGGUGGGAGUCCCCACAGAUGGUGAUUCACAUGCAAUCACGUAUCCACCUGCAAUUGUAGUUUAUAUAAUUGAUCCUUUCACGUACGAAAAUAAAGAUGAGAGCACUAACUCUAAUAUAUGGACGCUGGGUCUACUACGUUGCUUUUUGGAAAUGGUACAAACCCUUCCUUCUAAUAUCAAGAGUACAGUUUCUGUUCAGAUUGUCCCCUGUCAGUAUUUGUUACAACCUGUGAAGCAUGAAGAUAGGCAGAUUUAUACCCAGCAUUUGAAGUCCCUGGCAUUUUCAGCCUUUACCCAGUGUCGGAGACCACUUCCAACAUCAACCAACGUGAAAACACUGACUGGUUUUGGCCCAGGCUUAGCAAUGGAAACUGCUCUUAAGAGUUCUGAUAGGCCAGAGUGUAUUCGGCUUUAUACUCCUCCUUUUAUCCUGGCUCCUGUGAAAGACAAGCAGACAGAAUUGGGAGAAACAUUUGGUGAAGCUGGCCAGAAAUACAAUGUUCUUUUUGUGGGUUACUGUUUGUCUCAUGAUCAGAGAUGGCUCCUUGCUUCGUGCACCGAUCUCUAUGGAGAAUUAUUGGAAACUUGCAUUAUUAAUAUUGAUGUACCAAACAGAGCUCGUCGGAAAAAAGGUUCCGCUCGUAGACUCGGUCUCCAGAAACUCUGGGAAUGGUGCUUGGGACUGGUUCAGAUGAGUUCUUUACCAUGGAGAGUUGUAAUUGGGCGCCUAGGAAGGAUAGGUCACGGUGAAUUAAAAGAUUGGAGCUGUCUGCUGAGUCGCCGGAAUCUGCAGUCUCUCAGUAAGAGAUUAAAAGAUAUGUGUAGAAUGUGUGGUAUAUCUGCUGCCGACUCUCCCAGCAUCCUCAGUGCUUGCCUUGUUGCAAUGGAGCCCCAAGGAUCUUUUGUAAUUAUGCCAGAUUCUGUGUCAACAGGUUCUGUAUUUGGUCGCAGCACUACUCUUAACAUGCAGACAUCUCAGCUAAAUACCCCACAAGACACAUCAUGCACCCAUAUACUUGUGUUUCCGACUUCUGCUUCUGUGCAAGUAGCUUCAGCAACGUACACCACUGAAAAUUUGGACCUGGCCUUCAAUACGAACAAUGAUGGAGCAGAUGGGAUGGGCAUCUUUGAUUUAUUAGACACAGGAGAGGACCUUGACCCUGACAUUAUUAAUAUCCUUCCUGCAUCCCCAACUGGUUCACCUGUACAUUCUCCAGGGUCCCAUUUUCCCCAUGGAGGUGACGCUAGCAAGGGUCAGGGAACAGAUCGGCUGCUUUCAACAGAAUCUCAUGAUGAAGUAACAAAUAUUCUUCAGCAACCAUUGGCCCUUGGUUAUUUUGUAUCAACUGCCAAAGCAGGUCCAUUGCCUGACUGGUUUUGGUCAGCGUGUCCUCAAGCACAACAUCAGUGUCCCCUCUUUCUUAAGGCCUCUUUGCACCUCCAUGUGCCUUCAGUGCAAUCAGACGAGCUGCUUCACAGUAAACACUCCCACCCACUUGACUCAAAUCAGACUUCAGAUGUCCUCAGGUUUGUUUUGGAACAGUACAAUGCACUCUCCUGGCUAACCUGUGACCCCGCAACCCAGGACAGACGGUCAUGUCUCCCGAUUCAUUUUGUGGUGCUGAAUCAGUUGUAUAACUUUAUCAUGAAUAUGCUGUGAUCUUCAUCUGACUGAACUGUGCAAGAAACAAACAAAAAAAAGGAAAAGGGAUAUUAAGUUCACUGCAGGACUACAUUAUAAUCUUCUCAGUGCUAGUCAAUUUGUGAUGGGGUAUAAUUCUUGUUACUUUAACAAAUAUUGUUUGACCUGGGGGGAAGAGGAUGUAACCCUGCUCUCUUUUCAUUGACUCUAAAGAACUCUUUAGGAUAAUGAAGAUUGAUAAUACAAAAUGUAUUAUAACAUUUUAGUAGAGAAAUUAACCUUUUUUUUCCAGUCACAGUAUUUGUGAAAAGUAAUGAGCCAUAGUACCCAGUCAUGUUAAAUGAAUAUUCGAAGCAUGGAGAAGAAACAUGAGGAACAGUGAGUUCAACUUAUGGCUUCAGAACACCAAGAUGUUCUUGUAUUGGAUUAUAGUACCUAGUAUUCAAAAAUGCCUGCAUCUCUUAUUUAUUGUAAGUUUUUAAAUGUAUAAAUUGUCUUAUAUUUCUUAACCUCUUUUAUAAAAAUUUUCCUAGAAGGUUUAUACUGCCUUCUUGCUUUAAAGCAAUUGGUCUAAAAUAUAUGUAAUCGUCUUAAUUAAAAGUUGCAGUAGGGUUGCUUUUAGAGUAUUAUUUUUUUGUAAGGGGGUGGGUGGGACAGUAAAUUUGUAUUGUCUUGAUGUACAGUUUAAUGGGGAUAGAUUUUGGGGGAGGGAGGGAGGGAUGCAGGGUGGGAGUUAAUGUCCAUACCAUUGUGUGUGGAGGAUUUACAGCUAAGCUGUAGUUGCAGAGUACAUGUACAGUAAUGAAGUUCACUGUGUUUAUAAAUUGAAAAGGUACCGGGUCUUACAGCAUUUUAUAUCACACCUUUACAGAGUAACAUGAUGGCAAUAUAUAAGUGAUAUUGUUAGGUGGUUUAACUUGUAGUGAGAAUAAAAUGAAAAAACUCUUACAUUUUGUACUAUGGUUUAGGGCUGUGACUAAUUUUUCAGGGCUUUUCCCGUGUAAAGAAAGUCUGGCAAGAAAUAUUUGCCACAAAAUUGUUAAUAUUUGGACACAGUUGAUGUUUGACAUCGCUGGCUUUUAACCACCAAGGGUAAAAGAUGAUGAAGUUGUAUCCAGGGUCUCUUGAAAAGGUGAGAUUUUAGCCCAGCUUUAGCCAUUUUACAAACAAUUUUUAAGAAAGUCAAUCUUGGAAUAAGAGGUGGAUGUGUGGGUGUGAGAGAGAGAGAGAGAAAGUGCGUGUGUGUGUGUAUAUGGGUGAAAGGGUGUGUUUGUGUGUGUGUGUGUGCAAUCAAACUGUGGUGUAAAUAGAUUCUCAGUGAAUUCUGGUAUUCAUACUCUAUUCCUCUAGAGAGAAACAUUUCCCCGAACUUUUUAGACUUGAUUCCUUUUGCCUAUUUUAAUUUAUUUAAUUUUCUUGGUUUUGGAGGUGGCGGUCCCAGCCACCACAAAACGAUUUUCCACCACACAGUUCAAAUUAAGUUAAUUCAUAUGGCAAGGAGGUUCUCACCUCCCUAAAGAAGGGAUUUUCUAUCUGAGGGGUUUCCACCCCUUCCUUAACUCAACAUUACUCGCUUCCCCCCACCCCUUCUGGCCGUACGUUACAACCGUAUUGUUGCCCUCAAGAAGCCUUCACUCCUAAAUUAAAAAAUCUCUUCUUCAGUGGUGUUCACAUGAGAGUUCAAAUUAGCCUCCCACCAGGGUCACCCCAUUACACAAGAAGCCACCUAGCUUACCUAUUGUUUCUCAAAAACAAUCUGGAAAAAUUCCUGUAUGUGCACUCACUGUUAAUCCUCUACAAGGACAAAAUCACUUGUACUUACAAAACUCUUAAUUCAGUAUUUUUUUUUUUUUUUGGCUGAAACUCAUGUUUUGUAUAUACAAAAUAUUUACCUGAAAUAUCACUUUCUUAUGAACAAUAUAACUUCUUUGAAUUGUGUAUAUAAAAAUAUUAGCAAUUCUUGUUUUUUGUAUAAAGAAAAUGUACAAUUGGUGACAAAGGUUUUCAGUCAUUUCUUCAGAAUAAUAGUGCAAUCAGGCGGUCAGCAUUCUUUGAUACUAAAGCUAAGAGAUCAGAUCCCUGCAUUAAUUUUUAAAUUAUGCUAGCUCAUUGCAGAUUCAGUUGGCAUGCUAUUUUCUAUAGCUUUUUAAAAAAUUUGGCUGAGAUUUGAGAGAAGAGACGUGAAUCUGGAAGUUUCAGAGUACCGGUUUAUUUUAAAUUAAGCAGACACUUUUUUUUUAACAAAGCGAUUUAAUUUCCAUUGUCGAAAUUACUAACCCAAGAUAAACACACCUCAAACUUGAAACUAGAUAUAAUAAAGUUUUAAACUCUGGCAGUGAUUUUUCUACUUGUAGCCAUAAGGGAGCCAGCUUCUUUAAUGUGGAGAUUCAGAAACAUAGUGUACACCUCCAUUUAUGUGGCUUUAUUCUCCAUAUGCGUAAAACUUGCUGGUUAGUAUUGAUUUUUCCCACGUGUCAAGAGAAACUCAACUAAAUAUAAUUUAAUAGCCACUAGAAAAGGUCAGGAGACCCAUUUCAGAAAGAAAAAUAAAUAAAUUAAGCCUUUUGUACUUACUGAUGCCUGGCAUAAUUAAUAUCCAUUGCAGGCAAUGGACACAUUAAAAUCACCAGCGUCAAAGGAGCAAGCUUCCCUAUUUGGAUUACUUUUAAAUCAAACAUUUCCUACCUGUUGAAUCUGUUUUCUUGAUAGUGAUUAACAUUCCACUCUUAGGGUGGAAUUGACUAAUUUAUUGUACUGAUUUACCAACAACCCUCAGAGGCAAGUAAGGGCAGUUUUUACAUUGUGCAAGUUAAAUAUUAUAGUUUGUACUAAUAGAUUGUUGACAGCUUGAAUUGGCAGUCGAUUCCAGGCUCUUACCUGUUCUCUGUGCAGUUAUUCAUUUGGGAAACGGGGUUGGAAGUUUAGUAUUUUGGCAUUUAAAGUGGUAGUUUCAAAAGAUCUGCUUCCAGCCAUUCAAAAACAUCUAGCCAUACUUUUCUUAUGCAAGCCAUUCAGUUUUCAGGACUGUGAAUUAACACUGUAUGAAUAAAUUCCUGUACACCUUAUUGUUUGGCCAGAUGGCCACCAAGUGUACUUAUAUGUAAUCCUUAAAUUUUAAAGUAGCUGUAAUUUUUAAAUCUUUCUAAACUUUUCUGAAACCACUAAAAUUAAGUUCUUUACUACUACAGAUAUCCUCCACUGUAUUCGUACUCAACUGUCAGUAUGGCACAGAUUACUGUAUUAAAAUAUUCUCCUUUCGUCUUCAUAUUUACCUUCUAAGGUAAUUUUUUAACUUAAUGUGUUACUACAAAGAUUUGCAGAUCUUUAAUCAAGCACUAUGUUAAUACUGUAAUAUCAAAAUACUAUGUUUCAUUAUUUAAAAAUGUUCAAAUUGAAUAGAUUAAAAGGAAGUUUCAAAUGCUGUUGCAUCAUAUAAUUUGCUACACAACCAUCUAUGGCAUCGCAUAUCAAUCUAUUAUUACACUUAAUGUUUUAAAAAGAUAAUGCUUUGGUCUGGGUUUCCUCUAAUGAAAGUGCUCUUGAUUUAUAUUUUGUAUUGGCAAACGCGAGAAAAAUGAGGUGAAUAAUUAGCCUUUUUGUUUUACUUAGGAUAAGAGCCCAAAAUUAUGGAUCAGAUUAAGGGGAUUUGAAUUUUGAAUUUGCUCUUUGGGUGGAAAAUAAUUUCAUUUUUAGCUGAAUUGGAUUUGGGGCCCAAGAUGUUCCUCAGGUUCAUGCCACAAAAUAGAGUGUGUAAAUUAGCUUUAGCUUUUAAUUAAACUGAAUUUGAGGACCUUAAUAUUACUGGGUUUAAAUUGCAAAUGGUAACAUCAUUACUGGACAUGUCAGCAUCAGACCCUCUCAAAAUAGCUGGGUAUACUAAUAAGGGGAGACUUUACGGUCUUAUUUAGCAGUGAUAUUUAAUAUGGUCCAAAUGUUUGUUAUUAACAUUACAAAAAGAGAAAAUAAGGAACAAACACUAUUGCUGCCGAAUGCCAUAAACACUGAGUUGUACAAAUUGUGAUUGAGGAAAUGAAAAAAGGUUUAUACUUUUUAAAAAAAAAAACUUCAAAUGGAAUAAAUUAUUCAUGAAGCCUUCA
Messenger RNA from Ornithorhynchus anatinus (platypus), 10735 nucleotides. It is a transcript of the gene MED13, whose product is annotated as mediator complex subunit 13. Gene Ontology annotation, molecular function: transcription coregulator activity. Gene Ontology annotation, biological process: regulation of transcription by RNA polymerase II. The coding region runs from base 132 to 6656 and encodes 2174 amino acids. Lineage: Eukaryota; Metazoa; Chordata; Mammalia; Monotremata; Ornithorhynchidae. The record is from RefSeq and is a predicted model, not a curated record. The transcript is spliced from 30 exons. Gene Ontology annotation, cellular component: mediator complex.